CGUCACGUGUCACGUGUCGCUCACUGGAACUGACGGGAGCAGUGAGGGGUGCAUUAUGGGCCGACUGGAUGGGAAAGUGAUCGUGGUAUCUGCUGCCGCACAGGGGAUUGGACGUGCUGCCGCUACAGCUUUUGCAAAGGAAGGAGCUCAAGUCACAGCAACAGACAUAAAUGGAGACAAGCUGCAGGAGCUGGACGGCAUUAAAGGAAUCAGAACCAAAGUGGUGGAUGUGACUAAAAAGGACCAAGUGGAAGCUCUGGCAAAAGAACAUGACCAUGUUGAUGUGCUGUUCAACGUUGCAGGGUUUGUGCACCACGGCUCCAUCCUGGACUGCGAAGAGGCCGACUGGGACUUCACCAUGAAUGUGAACGUGCGCAGCAUGUACCUCAUGUGCAAAGCCUUCCUGCCUAAGAUGUUGGCGAAGAAGUCAGGAAACAUUAUUAACAUGGCAUCUGUAGCUUCGAGCAUAAAAGGUGUGGUGAACCGGUGUGUCUACAGUACCUCAAAGGCGGCCGUGAUUGGACUCACCAAAUCAAUUGCUGCAGAUUUUAUUGAGCAAGGCAUUCGCUGUAACUGUGUUUGUCCCGGGACUGUAGAUACUCCGUCACUGAGGGGUAGGAUCCAAGCUCAACCUGACCCAGAACAAGCUUACAAGGAUUUUAUGGCACGGCAGAAAACGGGCAGAAUGUGCACAGCUGAAGAGGUGGCGUACCUCUGCGUGUACCUGGCUUCAGAUGAGUCAGCCUACGUGACUGGAACUGAGCACAUAAUAGAUGGAGGAUGGAGUCUGUGAAAAGAGGAGCAACCCAAAAUCAAGAUGAAGUUUAUACAAUCUGAUGACAA
Molecule: messenger RNA, 843 nt
Organism: Nematolebias whitei (Rio pearlfish)
Lineage: Eukaryota; Metazoa; Chordata; Actinopteri; Cyprinodontiformes; Rivulidae
Gene: bdh2
Product: 3-hydroxybutyrate dehydrogenase, type 2
Exons: 10
Coding region: 56-793 (245 amino acids)
Biological process (GO): siderophore biosynthetic process
Cellular component (GO): cytoplasm
Molecular function (GO): 3-hydroxybutyrate dehydrogenase activity
Source: RefSeq, a predicted model, not a curated record